Messenger RNA from Ochotona princeps (American pika), 3639 nucleotides. RefSeq names its product replication factor C subunit 1 (gene RFC1). Gene Ontology annotation, molecular function: DNA clamp loader activity; ATP binding; DNA clamp unloader activity. Bases 109 to 3555 code for a protein of 1148 amino acids. The transcript has 25 exons. Gene Ontology annotation, biological process: DNA repair; DNA replication. Gene Ontology annotation, cellular component: nucleus; DNA replication factor C complex. Lineage: Eukaryota; Metazoa; Chordata; Mammalia; Lagomorpha; Ochotonidae. The record is from RefSeq and is a predicted model, not a curated record.
CUUCGCGGGAGAAGUUGUUGGCGCGCAUGGAUCCCGAGUCUCGAUAACGGAUUCCCCCGCCGGCCCGCCCGCCCACCCGCCCGCCGGCGCCUCAGCCCUGGGGUGGCGAUGGACAUCCGGAAAUUCUUUGGAGUUAUACCAAGUGGGAAGAAACAAGUAAAUGAGACGGGAAAGAAGAAUGAGAAAACCAAGUCCACUGAGGAAUCGUUGAAAACAAAGAAAGGAAAAAGGGAAAUCAAGGUAAAUAGCUCUUACAAGGAUGAUGACUCCAAACCAAAGCACUCAAACAAGAAAAAGAGGAUCAUCUAUGAUUCAGAUUCAGAAUCAGAGGAGACAGUUCAGAUAAAAAAUGCCAAGAAGCAAUCAGAAAAAUUGCCGUUGUCUCCUAAACCCAGUAAAACUUUACGGCAGGAUCCUGUCACCUACAUUUCAGAAACAGAUGAAGAUGAUGACUUUGUGUGUAAGAAGGCAGGCUCCAAGUCUAAAGAGAAUGGAAGAGCUACACACAGUUACCUUGGGUCAUCCAACCUGAAAAAGAAUGAAGAGAACGCCAAGACCAAAAACAAGCCUCUGUCGCCCAUCAAGCUGACUCCCACAUCAGUGCUUGAUUAUUUUGGGACUGGAAGUGUCCAGAGAUCAGAUAAGAAGAUGGUGGCGAGCAAAAAAAAAGAACCUUCACAAAACACAGAUGAUUCCAGAUUAAAUGAUGAAGCCAUUGCCAGGCAAUUGCAACUCGAUGAAGAUGCGGAGCUGGAGAGGCAAUUGCACGAAGAUGAAGAAUUUGCCAGAACGUUAGCCAUGUUGGAUGAAGAACCCAGAGUCAAAAAGGUUCAAAAGGACACAGACGAGGGAGAAAUGUUUUCAUCUGUUCAGACCAAUUUAAGUAAAGCAGAAAAACAUAACCAUCCUCAGAAAGAACAAUUUUCAGAUGGAAGAAACAGCUGCAGUCCUAAGAAGCAGACAAAGUGCGGUGGGCCAGAGGAAGCCCUGCGGCCUCCCAAGUCCGCAGCCCUCCGAGCAGAGGUGUCCUCUUCCCCGAAGGCCAGUGCUAAGCUGUCCGCGAUGAAAAUGAGAGAGCAGAGUUGCAGUAAGGAAACACAGCCUCUGGCCUCAAAAAGAAAAGAGAAUGCUGUUGAAGUGAAAGGAGAGACCAAAACUCCUAAGAAAGCCAAAAGUUCUCCAGCUAAGAAAGAGUCUUUAAGUCCUGAAGAUUCUGAAAAGAAACGCACUAACUAUCAAGCUUAUCGAAGCUACUUAAAUCGGGAAGGUCCCAAAGCCCUGGGCUCCAAGGAGAUCCCCAAGGGAGCUGACAAUUGCUUGGAAGGGCUGACGUUUGUAAUCACAGGAGUGCUGGAGUCCAUUGAACGGGAUGAAGCCAAAUCUCUGAUUGAGCGUUACGGAGGGAAAGUGACAGGAAACGUCAGCAAGAAAACCAACUACCUCGUCAUGGGUCGUGACAGCGGGCAGUCCAAGAGCGACAAGGCAGCAGCCUUAGGGACAAAAAUUAUUGAUGAAGAUGGCCUAUUGGAUCUGAUUCGAAAUAUGCCAGGGAAGAAGUCCAAGUAUGAAAUAGCAGUUGAAGCUGAGAUGAAGAGAGAAAAGUCCAAAUUGGAGAGAACACCUCGAAAAAAUAGCCAAGGGAAAAGAAAAAGCAGUCCAACUCGGAAGGAGUCAGAAUCCAAGAAGAGCAGGCUGACUCCCCAGAAGGGCAGCUCUCUGGAAUCACCCAACAAGGAAGCAGGGGAAACAAGUGUGUUGCAUAGAAGCCUGGACUUCCAGGAGCAGGUGGCUGAGGAGCUCCCCGAGGACAGCAGCACCGGGACUGGGGCCGACGGCAGUCGGGAAGGCAAACUGGAUCAUUUGCUCUGGGUCGAUAAGUAUAAGCCAACCUCACUCAGGACCAUAAUCGGGCAGCAAGGUGACCAGAGCUGUGCCAACAAACUCCUCCGCUGGCUCCGAAACUGGCACAAGAGUUCUCCUGAAGAGAAAAAAAAUGCAAAGUUUGGUAAAUUUGCUGGUAAAGAUGAUGGCUCCAGUUUUAAAGCAGCGUUGCUCUCAGGCCCCCCUGGUGUUGGCAAAACCACCACAGCUUCUCUGGUGUGUCAGGAAUUGGGAUAUAGCUACGUGGAGCUAAAUGCAAGUGACACUCGAAGUAAGAACAGUCUGAAGGCGAUUGUUGCCGAGUCCCUGAACAACACUAGCAUCAAGGGCUUUUAUUCCAGUGGAGCAUCCCCUUCCGGAAGCACAAAACAUGCUCUCAUCAUGGACGAAGUGGACGGCAUGGCGGGCAAUGAGGACCGGGGCGGAAUUCAGGAAUUAAUUGGCCUGAUAAAACACACUAAAAUUCCCAUCAUUUGUAUGUGCAACGAUAGAAAUCAUCCCAAGAUUCGCUCUCUGGUUCAUUAUUGUUUUGAUCUUCGUUUUCAAAGACCUCGAGUUGAACAAAUUAAGGGUGCUAUGAUGUCUAUUGCAUUUAAAGAAGGCUUAAAGAUACCCCCUCCGGCUAUGAAUGAAAUAAUUUUAGGAGCCAAUCAGGAUAUCAGACAGGUUUUGCACAAUCUGAGUAUGUGGUGUGCACGAAGUAAGGCCCUCACCUACGACCAGGCCAAGGCUGAUUCUCAUAGGGCCAAAAAAGAUAUUAAACUGGGCCCGUUUGAUGUUGCCCGGAAAGUGUUUGCAGCCGGAGAGGAGACUGCACACAUGUCACUAGCGGACAAAUCCGAUCUCUUUUUCCAUGAUUAUUCCAUUGCCCCCCUCUUUGUCCAGGAGAAUUAUGUACAUGUGAAGCCUGUAGCUGCAGGGGGAGACAUGAAAAAGCACUUGAUGCUGUUAAGCCGGGCAGCUGAUAGCAUAUGUGACGGGGACUUGGUGGACAGUCAGAUCCGGAGCAAACAGAACUGGAACCUUCUGCCCACACAGGCUAUUUAUGCCAGUGUUCUUCCUGGAGAAUUGAUGAGAGGGUACAUGACUCAGUUUCCCACCUUUCCAAGCUGGCUGGGCAAAUACUCAUCUACAGGCAAGCAUGAUCGCAUCGUUCAGGACCUGGCCCUGCAUAUGAGUCUCAGAACUUAUUCCAGCAAGAGGACUGUAAACAUGGAUUACCUGUCACACCUACGGGAUGCACUUGUACAGCCCUUGAUCUCACAAGGGGUAGAAGGGGUCCAGGAUGUUGUUGCACUUAUGGACGCGUAUUACUUGAUGAAGGAAGACUUUGAGAGCAUCAUGGAAAUCGGCAGCUGGGGUGGCAAACCCAGUUCCUUUUCCAAAUUGGAUCCCAAGGUGAAAGCUGCCUUCACGAGAGCAUACAAUAAGGAGGCCCACCUCACUCCAUACUCCCUUCAGGCCGUCAGGGCGUCGCGCCACAGCCUGGGCGCAUCCCUGGAUUCCGAGUACAGCGAGGACGUGCCUGAAGAGGACUCCCAGUUCGAUGAGAAGGACCAAGAUGCCAUAGAAACGGAUGCGAUGAUCAAGAAAAAAACAAAAUCUGCAAAGUCUUCAAAACCAGAAAAAGAUAAGGAAUCCAGAAAAGGAAAAGGAAAAAAUUCAAGGAAAUGAAACUUUUUUUUUAACUACUCAACAGCCACUUUUUUAUUCACCCUUCUGACCAGUAUUGCUGGUCUAGAGAAAGUGUUUAUUUUC